This is a messenger RNA of Diversispora eburnea, 1668 nucleotides long. The record is from the annotation of a GenBank genome assembly. Lineage: Eukaryota; Fungi; Glomeromycota; Glomeromycetes; Diversisporales; Diversisporaceae.
AUGGCAACAAUCACACCUAGAACCAUUAGAUUAAAAAGAAAGAAUGAACUUAGAGAAAUUGCGGAAAGUUUAGGUCUAGAACCCACAGGUUUACGUGAAACGUUGAAUACGCCAGAAACGGCUUACGGCACUUCAAGUAACACUCCAACGUUACGCUCAAGUCGUAAACCCAGUGCCGGUAACAUUCCUAAGCACACUUCUGAUGCUGAAAAUGAGGGAGAAAAAGCGUCUGAUGAGGAAUCGGAAACUUCAGAUGUGGAAGAAGUACCUGCCGCUCCCAUCUAUCGGAACCUACCAAGUUCGGGUGAAUCUGAUAUAGUUGAAACAAAUGUAGAACGUGUAGUGGCGAUUACAACUACUCAAUUUACCCGAUUCCAACGAAUUAAUGAAUUUAUUAUUCGAUUUAGAAGAGAUUUUUCCAAUGCUCGAACGUAUGUACAAUGCAUUAUAUUCCUCGAACUUUGUGUGUUUCUAUCUCGCGCUAUUGAAUGGAAUCUAAAGAUCGCUACCGUACCAUUACCAACUUUUAGUUCUAAAGGAACGAGAAAUACCUUUGAUUUCGAUCUCUGUGGACCUGAUAUUUUCGUUAUUAUGGAAUGGCACCAUUUCUGGCUCGCUCAAUUUGCAAUUUUUUAUGCUACAACUGGUCAUUUUGAUUGGGCUGAAGAUAUUAGAGAUUUUAUUACUGAUGGUGUGGUUUACGCUGGUGCUGAGGCGUGUGUUCAUAAAAGAGAUGAAGAUUGGGGAUUGAUAUAUUCUAUAUGUGAUGAAGUUAACGCUUACGAGAAUGGAGCCAAAGAAGCAGCCAAAUUUAUUAGGAAAAAGAUAGGCAAAUUUCAAAUGCCUAAUUUACAGUAUAGAGUUUUGACCAUAUUUAAAUCUUUGGCUGAGAAUUGUGGAGCCAAAUUUCAUGCUGAAAUUGCAUCAAAAAAAUUCUUGGAUGAAAUAGAAUUUGUAGUAACAUCACCUUUAACUGAGAUAUUUAUUAAACAAAAAAUAAUUGAAAUACUUAAAGAUUUAAAUACGAUGUUUCUAAAUGAACCAAGUUUAUGGUUAAUUAGUAAUCUUUAUAAUAAACUUACGGUUGGUGAUAAUCCUCCAGUACAAAGAUUAACAAAUAAUAGAACAUCUAAUGACCAACAGAAAGUUUUUAUAAAUAAUCCAAAUAAUCCGGAAAGCCAAAUUAUAUUGGAAUCUUCCGAUAAUCCUACUCCAAUAAAUACAAUUGUAGAAGAUAUCGAAUUAUCCAAAAAUAUUAUUCAAUUGUUUACACAAACAAUUUCAUUCACCGAUCCUGAAAGUGAGGAUAUUACGAAAAAUGAAUUGAUUCAGGAAUUUUAUUCAAAAUGUAAAGCUUUAAAUCAAAAUAUUGUUAAUUACAUUUCUGAAACUCAAGAUGAACAAUGGUUAAAUACACUUCUUUCAGUAAAUCAAGAAUUUGUGAGUUCAUUUAAAUUAUAUGAGGAUAUGGUAGAACGAGGACAGGUUAAGAUUGCUAAACAAAAUUCAAAGAAUACUAUUAUUAGAAAUAAUUAUAAUUCAGUAGAUUCAGAAAGUUUUGCUGCUGGAGUUGGUGGCAGUGGAACAUCGCCAUCUUCUUCACUAGAUCCAUUUUCAGAUUUAAAUGAAGUAAGGGAUCAAUAUAAAAGUGCAAAAUCUCGGGGGUAA